This is a messenger RNA of Uranotaenia lowii, 7064 nucleotides long. It is a transcript of the gene Cep290, whose product is annotated as centrosomal protein cep290. Bases 550 to 6834 code for a protein of 2094 amino acids. The transcript is spliced from 13 exons. NCBI's taxonomy places the organism in Eukaryota, Metazoa, Arthropoda, Insecta, Diptera, Culicidae. The record is from RefSeq and is a predicted model, not a curated record.
CGAAUUCCCGGAGAAAAAUACGAGGUGAAUUAGUACAUAGAAUAACGCGCGCGAAAUUUGAAGUCCGAUUGUUACUGCGGCAAGUGCGAGGAGCCCUAGUGAGACAGGUUUGUGAUCAAAACUCCACGAGGAUGCGUCGCGCCUUUUUGCAUCUCUCCUUUGCGCUUUCAAUGCUACAGAAAGCGACGAACCCGGUUCAACUUGAGCCGACUCACUCAUAAAUAAAGAUAAAGCAUGUCGGGGAGCAAUUUACCGGUUUACCUGUUGUAUAAGGAGCAUCGCACAAAAAGGAAACACACCUGUUGGCUUUAUUUUGCUGUUGAGCGCACCAAACCAGUCACGUGGCCGCGAAGCGUCACGUGUCGUGUGACGCCAUCAAUAAUGCAUCAUCCUUGGCGACCGAACGGGUCCUAGCAACGGGUGAAUACCAACAAACAAACCUCGGUGGAAAAAGUGGCCAUGUUUUGACGGUGAAGGUUGCAUUCUGAGGGCUUGGGGACAAAAUUUCCUUGUUUUCAGGAAGUUUUGAGUGAAGAUCGUUGCAUAAUAAUGGAUUGGCGCUAUCUGCUAUCUGUCUCGCCACACAAUCUGCCGGAGGACCGCAAGGGCCAGCUAGCAGAUGACCUGGAAACGGUACCGACCGAUCAGAAGCUGGACAGCAAAAGUUCCAAAAAACUUUUCCGCUUGGCUCAGGUGCUGCUACGUUUCCGGAAUGAACAGGUCAAUCAACUUAAAGUUAGGAUAGCACAAUUGCAGGAACAAAACCAACGGGACCUGGCGCUUGGGGAAAAUUCUUCCGGAAAUCACUUUCGGGAACAACUAAGGGAACAAAAACGUAAUGUGGAACGUUUGGAAAGCGAGCGCCAUGCAAACCGAAUCAAGAUCAAGGAACUUUCCGAAGAAAUUAGUGCACUGCAGAAGAAGCUUGCAGAAACAAGUCAUUUCGGAAGUGAAGCUGAAGAUUCUCCGGACGCACUGUCGGAAAUCGAUCGGCAACAGGAACUAUACAACAACAUCAGCAUGAAGAAUAAGCACAUAAAACGACUUUUGCGAGAUAUAGACGAUUUGGAGAAGCGAAAUAGCUUUCAGAUUGACACCAUCAACAGCCUUCAAGUCAGUUUAAAUGAUGCUACAAUGAAUUUAACGGAUCUAACGCAUCAGUUUGAGGAAGCGAAAGCCGUUAUGAAAGAACAGGAAAUGUUGAUCGAAGAGGCAAAUGAGAAAAUUAAACGAUUGGAAAUCGAUGUGGAACAGGUUCAGGAAGAAAAAGCUAGAUGUGAAGAAGACCUGGAGGACUUUGCAAAUCAGUUAGAUAUUCGAACAGCCCGGUGGAAGGAAGUUUUGUCACAGAAGCAAAAUGAACUGGAAGAAAUUCAAAACAAGUACUCAGAAUUACUGGAGCAGUUUCCCGGGUACGAUGUGGAAGCAGAACGAAAAGAGUUCAAAAAGAUGACCGGUAGACUUCAGGAAAAAGAUGAAAUGAUCGAGCAGUUAGAACAGAAAAUAACGAUGCUUUCACAAGAAAUUCUCACUUCCACCGAAUUGAUGAAUAGGAUUUCAAUGGAGAAAGAGACCAGCAGCAAAGAAUCGGUAAAGGUUAGUCAGUGUUGCGAGGAAAGCCGAGCAUUGCUCGAGAAUGCAAACAAACGCUGCGAGGAGAUACAGGAGAUCUUAUCAAACGUUGAAGAAGAUAAUAUGAUCAAAUCCAGACAGGCUAUCGAAGCUGUUGACGCACUGCGUAGGUACGAAAGCGGCGAGGAUGGUUUAGCAAAUGCGUUGAAGAAAAUCAAUAGAUUACACGAAAAAGUCAACGUACGAGACAAGCAGAUCAGAGAGCUGAUUGCCGAGAUUAAUGUGGCCAACGAAAUUGCAAUGGAGAACGCUGUUUUGAGAAAGCGAUUGGGGGUUACCGAAGAUGAAGUCAUCCCAACUCAUUCGAUCCUGUCAAAGCAGAGAAAAAUUGAAAAGGUCAAUGAAAGGUUGGCACUCAAGUUACGUGCGUCCGAAGAGAUGCGAUUGCAGUUGAAGCUUGAGAAAAAUGAUUUGAAGCGUAAAAUUUUCCAACUGUCCCGGUCUGCAUCUUCGCAGCAAAGUAAAAUUGAAGGAGAAGGGUCAGAACCAACACACGAUAAAGACGAAUCCAAUCAAAUAGAUGAAAAUGUAGUUGCUCACGAAGAGCAAACUACAAACCUAAACGAGGGCCUGAACGUAAAGUUUUGUGAGCACUGUAUGAAGCAAUACAAUACUCAAGAUAGCGCCAAGUAUUGCAAGGCCUGCAUUUUCCGGCAAAAUUUUAACUAUUGUGACAGUUGUGUGAAUAAACUGAAGAUGAAUUUCACCGACAAUGGAAUGGUUAAAGGGAAGGAAGACGAAAAGAUGGAAAAGCUGGAAAAGAAAUAUGCUACGGUGUUGGAGGAGAAUGAAAAUCUUCGCAUGGGAAUGCAUGAGAUACUGCAAAAGUUGAGAGAUUAUGAUGCAAUGUCCAACCAUUUAACCAUCGACAAUUCAAUGUUGGAACGUUUAUUGCAAGCCUUAAACGCUCGAAAUUUAAGUGAAUGGUACCAUCCUUCGAUGAGUUUACCGAAAGAGCUUCUCGAAACGAAGGAUCGACAUUCGACCCUCAAAGAUUUCAAAAAUCAACAAAGCACACUUUCGGUUGCGAGUCGUGAUGAUUCCGGUAAUGUAUGUGACGAUGAAGAAAAUACUGUGGACAUAGAGCAUGAAGACCGACAUGACUUUAGUGAGCAAGUUUUACUCAAAUCAGUUGAAAUCGAAGCCCUUACAGAAACUGUCGAGUCUCUUAAGAAGGAAAGGGAUGAGCUUAUGAAACUGAACGACGAUCUAGGUAUAACCCAGAAGCUUUACGACGAACUUCUACAGUUUACUAAAUCAACCGAUGAGGAAAAAGAUAAACUGCUUGUGGAAACGUUGGAUCGUUUGAGAACUAUUGAAUCCAGCAUUUGUGUGUUCCAAAGAAAGGUCGAGUUUUUGAAGGCUGAAAACGAUAACAUGCAUAAUACAUUACGAGCCAUAAAAGUUGAACACAUCCAAAUUCUCCAUGAGUUAAAAACAGAACUUAGUAGGAAAACCACAAGUCUUAAACGUCUGGAAUCUCAAUCGAAGUGUGAAGGAAGAAAUAUCUAUAGCCCCGAUUCCGAGUCCAUAGAACGACUAGAAAAGGAAAUCGAAAGGAUGAAGCUAGAAACUACAAACUUUUACAAAAUUUUCCUUAAAAAUAUCCAAGACGUUGAUAAAGAGAACAGCAUCGGAUUAGAAUACGACUUUCUGAGUCGAUUUGGGCUAGUAGAUUCAAAUUUGACCAUCGACUUCAUUUCCAAAGAUGAAUUCAAAAGAAUCAAUUCUCAACUUAAAAAUGCUGAAGAUGAGCUAAAGAAACAGCUUAUACGCAACGGACAUCUGCAGGAUUUGUUAAAAAUAUCUCAGGAACAAAUCAGCUCCCAACAGAUGCUGAUAUCAAAGUACUCGGAUGAGGAAAUAAGUUUGCGACAUUUAGUUGCCGAUUUGCAGAGUUCUUCAAACGAAAAGUAUCUUCUAGCGAGAACGCAAAAGGAUUUGGAUGAAGCUCGUGAGCGUGAAGAAUUCCUGAAGUUGGAAAACAAUAAACUAAAGCAAUCCUUGGUUGAAGUUGCAGAAGAGCUAGAGAAAACUAAAAGCAAAUUGGUGCAACAAGAACAGAAUUUUGUGGAGAAACAAAAGGAUCAAGUUUUGAAAAUAAAGUUUUUAACGCAAAGUGUGAAAAUGUUACACGAGAGCUACAAUUCCUACACGCCAACGUACGCCGUUGUCGAUUUUGUUAAACAGUUCUGUCAGCUCGCAGAGCUGCGAAAAAAGUACAGCAAGGAGGAGUUCCUCAACAAUCAACGUAAGCAAGAGGAAGAGUACGACCGUAUAUUUGCCAAGCUGAAUGAAAGCCUGAAUGAAAGUCAAAUACAGGACAAAAUCAAGUUGAUCAAAGCCGAAAGCCAAUGUGAAUACCUCAAUCGGCUGCUGAUCGGCCAUCAGGAACAGAUAGAGCAGCUUCAAGAGGAAAAUUCUAAUCUCAAAAUGAGGGACCUCGAAAAUACUCGGCACUGGGACACAAUCGAGAUGGUAUUCGGAGAUCGAGGAAAACCCGUGAGAACCAAGGAUAAGUAUUUCGACAAAUCAAUCCAGGUCGCUGUUGAAAUCAGCCACAAAUGUAUCAACACCAUUCCUAUCAUCGAUGAUAGCUUGGCGGAGAAACCGCGUCAAGCAACACCUCCUCUACGGCAAACUUCAAUCCAAACCAUCGAUGCUGGUCAGAUGACUGACGAACUAACCCCUAAUGCCGGGACACAACCAUCGACUGCCACCCAAAAAUCCCUGGAAUCUCAGCUGAAACAAGCCAUGAUGCUGGCUUCGACAAGGAGUGCUCUCCUUCUGGAAACAGAAAGCAGAUUAACCGAAUGUCACGGUCGCAUCAAGUUGCUUGAGAAAACUUUGGACGAUAAGGAAGCUCAGCUGAAGAAAGAAAAGGCGGCUGCCUCCUCGGGAGACCGAAUUGAUGAUACCGUUUUUAGCUCGACGAUUGGGUCGUUGCAAACUUUGCUUCUCGAUAAGGACACAACGCUUUCAAAAUACCAAGAGUUGUUGAGAAAUGAACGUACCGAGCAUACGAAAAUAUACGAUGAAAGCUUGGAACAGAUCAAGCUUCUCAAAAAGAAUAUCGACCAACUGGAACUGAAACUGUACGACAAGCAAAAAGAAGUUGAUAAUCUGACGAUAAAGCUGAAUGAUAUUAGUCAGCAGAAAGCGCAACAAGAAGCACUGAUCGCAGCUACGGAAACUCGACAAACUUCAGACUACCAUCAGCGGGAAAACGCUGGACUAGUUUACACCGAUAACGUGAUCGAGAAUAUGUAUGAAAUAGAUCAGAAGAAAGAGGAAGAGAUGGAAGCGUUGAAGGCACAAAACAAACUUCUAACCAGCAAGCAUAAGGAGUUAGAGGAUGAGCUGAGAAAACAACAAGCCCAGCUGCGAGAGUUGGUAGUUCGCGAGAAACGCUGUGAGAAGUCUUUAAAAGAGAAGGAAGCCCAGAUUGUCAGUUUGAACGAACAGUUGAAACGGGAGCACGAAGAUUUGAAAGAGUUAACAGAAUCGGUUGCAACGGCACAAGAGAUCGAACAGCUAAGGGAAAUGUUGGAGGAAAAAGAUAACCACAUACAAGAUCUUACCGAGACUCUUAACCAAUUUCACGACGAUCAGCAAAAGUUCAUGAACGACACCUCGUUGCACUCGGCUGAGCAAGUUUCUCAGCUGAGUGCAGACCUGAAUCGAAGUGAGGCAUCUAAUCGGGUGCUGAAGACACAGAUCGAGGCACUGAAGCGUCAAAUACUCAGCAUUCAACAACGGGAGAAGCAGUCACGUGAUUUGGUGAAGACGUUGAAAAAUCAACUGAUCAAACGCCCGGUAAUCGCAAUGAAACCCGAUCGAACGACGACUCCUCGCGAGGAUCAGCUAGCGCGGAAAGUUCAAAUGCUGGAAACCGAACUGCACGACACCAAAGAGGAACUGCGGAAACAAAUCAGCAUCAACGAAUCGAGGCGGGCGAAGAAUGCUGCGGAGCUAGACUUGUGGAAUAAGCAGAAGCGCUGGCAGCAAAUUGCUGAGAAGUUGAAACUCCAGCUAAGGGAAAGAGAAUUGGAGCUGGAAAAACUGAAGGUUCACUUCAAUACGGCAAAAACGACAAUCGUUCGCAUGGAACGGGAAAAGUCGUUGCGUGGAACGAGUGCCGGUUCCUCGGGUAGACGUUUGGACAAUAAGUAUGCACCAACAGAAACUCCGGAUUCGUGUACGGCUUCCGAAAGUACUGGGUCCGAUGAGGCUAGUACCGAGAUCAAUACGUUUGCUCAAAAUAGUAAGGAAAUCAUUGAAGCAUUGAAGAACCGGAUCGAAUCGCAGCAGCGACGAAUUAUUGCGAUGGAGCUGGAACGGAAGGGAUCAAAUUCCGUAACACAUGAACUGGAGAAGAUGCAGGAAAAGAUCUGUAAUCUGGAGGCACAGAACAUUCGCUUGGAGGCGAAGUCCUUACAAUUGCAGCUCGACAACGAUAUGCUUCGCCAGAGAGAUGAAUCGGAAAGGCUCAAAGGGCAGAUCAAGCACUUGGAAGACUACAUCAUCAUUUUGAAGGAAGAGCUCAGCAAAGCAACGGCCGGUCUUUCGGAAACCAUCAACUAUGAUAAUCUCUGUCAUCGAUGUGCUGGUUCUAGUAAACCGGUUGGUGGUAGUAACGGAUCAAGCUCAGCGAGUAACAGCGAACUAACCAGCUACAAUUCAAAACUGGAACAAACAGUAAUAGCACUGCGAAGAGUGGUGGAAAAAUUGAAGGCUGAAAAUAAGCACCUUCGGGAGAGUAAACACUCGAUUUCCGGAAACGGAAAGGAGGGUGGAAAGUCUUCACCCGUUACGGUAGAUUCCACCAGAGAAAGCUACGAUCGGUUGAAAAAGGAGCACGAUAAACUGCAGCAGAACUAUUCAGAAACACUGAAUCGUGUGGCUGCCCUACAGGUGGAAGUUGAGCUGUUGUCUAGUGCACAAUGUCCACGCUGUAAUCCACGGGAGUUAGAUGACAGCCAAAAUCUUCCGACUGAGGGAGAUGAUCAAGAAAAGUUAUCUUCAACUAGUGAAGAAUUAAAAGAGCAGCUCGAACGCAAAUCUCAGCUUCUUGAGAAGGCCAAAAUAUUGCUGUCCAGAGCGGCAGCAAAGGAGCGUUACUUGAAAGAGCAAAUUUCAUUGCUGAGAAGAAAAUGUUCAGAUUUGCAAAACGUACCUGUCAUUGAUGAAAUAAGUGAAUAGGUUUACUACUUACCGUUUUUUUUGUUCAUUUUGGAACUAGCACCAACAGUCACUGCCAUUAAUGUUUUGAAAGGAUUUUGUUCACUCUUUUAUAACAGUCUUGAGUUAAAAUACUAUGUAGUGUGGUGUGAAUAGAUUUAAAUAUAAGCAUAACUUAUUGAACGCAUGUUGUUUGUUUCACAUUUAAGCUGUUAGAAAAUCAAAACUUUACGUGACUGUUAGUAAUUACA